Messenger RNA from Hevea brasiliensis (rubber tree), 3732 nucleotides. Its product is annotated as ETO1-like protein 1. The coding region runs from base 877 to 3555 and encodes 892 amino acids. The record is from RefSeq and is a predicted model, not a curated record. Gene Ontology annotation, biological process: negative regulation of ethylene-activated signaling pathway. The transcript has 5 exons. Gene Ontology annotation, molecular function: protein binding. Lineage: Eukaryota; Viridiplantae; Streptophyta; Magnoliopsida; Malpighiales; Euphorbiaceae.
AACAGUUCCUCAUGUUCUUCCCUUUCUCUAGUCUCCAAGUCCAACGGGAGGGAGGGAGGGAGGAAAGUGAGAGAGAGAGACAGACAAAAGCAAGAAAAAAGAAAAAGACUUGCCCUUUUACCAUACAAAAGAAGCUUAACAAAAGUUGGAUUUCAGAAUUUUUCCCUUUGGGAAUCUUCACUUUGAUCUCUCCUGCCUCUGCAAGCUCCAGCUCUCGUGAUCUGUGAUUUCCAUCUUCAAUUUCAAACUCACAAUUCAACUGGGUCUUCUUUGUCUUAUCUAUUUACCUAUUUGUUAUGCUGCUUUUGGCUUUGUUAUGAGGGGAUUGGGUGGGGUAUAGUGUGGUUUUCGUUGCCUUUUUGGUUGAGAUCUUACGUAGCUGUUGGUUGAGUUUAGUCUUUUCUUGUAUCAUUUGCUUUAUCUGUUGUGGAAGGAGAUACCUAAUUUUUGUUGUAUUUUAGAGAAUAGCAGCUUCUGGAGUUCUGGUUAUUCAUUACUGUGAAUCACAACUAAUUCAAGAAAUCUUGAGUGCUGCUCUGAGUGAGAAUUACCCGUCAUUUUUUUGCCUUCUUUUUUGGGGUCAAAAUUUGAUGUUUGUCAAAACUUAGUGAUAUUGUAUUUGGUGGCUGUUUGUUUGUUUAUAUUUUUGUAUUUUUCUGAUUUUUUUUUGUAUUGAAUUUUUGUUGCUUUGGGGGCUGAGGGAGCGAUUUAUGAAAACAAGAAAAUAUUUGCUUUUUUGUUUUCAACUUUUGACUAUCAAAUUUCGUAGUGUUUGAGUUCUGGGGAUGCUGGGGGAGGGGUAGAGAGAAAGCAAGUGAAGCAAAAAUCCAUCUGGCUACCGUGGAGAUCUGGGACUUGUUUCAUCUCUUAUUCCCAAUGAGGACUUUCUUCCCAUCUGAGUCAUGUAAAGAGUCACAACUCAAUGCUUUGAAUCCACAGUCAUGGCUUCAGGUUGAAAGAGGGAAACUAUCAAAACUCUCUUCUUCCAAACUCUCUUCAUGCUCUUCUUCUUCCUCCAUAGAAUCACUUAUCAAGGUUCCUGAACCUCCAGUGCUACCAUUCUUUAAACCAGUUGAUUAUGUAGAAGUUUUAGCUCAGGUUCAUGAAGAACUUGAAUCAUGUCCUCCACAAGAGAGGUCAAAUCUCUAUUUAUUUCAAUUUCAGGUCUUUAGAGGCCUUGGGGAAGUCAAAUUGAUGCGGAGAAGCCUCCGCUCAGCAUGGCAGAAAUCUAGUACUGUGCAUGAGAAGAUAGUAUUUGGGGCAUGGUUAAAGUAUGAGAAGCAAGGAGAGGAGCUUAUUUCUGACUUGCUUGCCAGUUGUGGUAAAUGUGCAGAAGAGUUUGGACCAAUAGAUGUUGUCUCCCAGCUUUAUGCUGAUUUAAGUUCGAAUUUUAAUGAGCCCGCUUUAGUCAAUGCUGACUGUAAUUUGAGAAAUGUCAUCUUUAAAAUUGGAGAUGAGAAGAUAGUUUGUGAAAGGAAGAAAAUUGCAAGCCUUUCUGCUCCAUUCCAUGCUAUGCUUCAUGGUUGUUUCUCUGAAUCUUUUUGUGAAAACAUAGAUUUUUCUGAAAACAACAUAUCCCCUUUAGGUUUUAGGGCAAUAAGUGAAUUCAGUGUGACAGGGAGUUUGAACAAAGUCUCUCCAAAUGUUUUGUUAGAAAUAUUGCCUUUUGCAAAUAAGUUCUGUUGUGAAAGACUAAAAGAUGCAUGCGAUAGGAAACUUGCUUCUUUGGUUUCCUCGGUGGAAGAUGCUGUAGAACUCAUGGAAUUUGCUCUUCAAGAGAACUCUCCCAUCCUUGCUGCAUCAUGUUUGCAAGUUUUCUUACAAGAGCUUCCUGCUUGUUUGAAUGAUGAUCGGGUGGUGGAAAUAUUUAUUAAUGCUGAUAAACAAAAAAGAAUGAUUAUGGUUGGGGCUGCCUCAUUUUCACUAUACUGUUUAUUAAGUGAAGUUUCCAUGAAUCUUGAUCCUCAGUCCAAUAAAACAGCUUGUUUCCUAGAACGGUUGGUGGAAUCAGCUGAAACUAACCGGCAGAAACUGUUGGCUUUUCAUCAGUUGGGUUGUGUGAGGCUUUUGAGGAAAGAGUAUGAUGAAGCUGAAUGUCUUUUUGAGGCAGCUUUGAAUGCUGGUCAUAUAUAUUCUGUAUCAGGUCUGGCUAGACUGGGUUACAUUAGGGGUCAUAGACUUUGGGCUUAUGACAAGCUCAGCUCUGUGAUUUCAUCUACUACCCCACUGGGAUGGAUGUACCAGGAGAGGUCCUUGUACUGCGAAGGCAAUAAGAAAUGUGAGGACCUUGAGAAAGCAACCGAGUUGGAUCCUACUCUCACAUAUCCCUACAUGUAUCGUGCAGCUUCUUUUAUGAGGAGACAUAAUGUUCAAGCUGCACUUGCAGAAAUUAACCGGGUUCUUGGGUUUAAACUUGCAUUGGAAUGCUUGGAACUCCGAUUUUGUUUUUAUCUAGGUCUUGAGGAUUACAGAGCAGCCCUUUGUGAUGUUCAGGCAAUUCUUACACUCUCCCCAGAUUAUAGAAUGUUUGAGGGGCGGGUGGCAGCAUACCAACUUCGAACCCUUGUUCGUGAGCAUGUUGGGAAUUGGACAACAGCAGAUUGUUGGAUGCAAUUGUAUGAGAGGUGGUCUUCAGUUGAUGAUAUAGGGUCCCUCUCUGUCAUAUACCAAAUGCUUGAAUCUGAUGCACCAAAAGGUGUUCUAUACUUCAGGCAGUCUCUGCUUCUUCUUAGGUUGAACUGUCCUGAGGCAGCCAUGAAAAGCUUACAAUUAGCCCGUCAACAUGCAUCAACUGAACAUGAACGUCUAGUUUAUGAAGGAUGGAUCUUGUAUGACACUGGUCACUGUGAGGAAGGGCUUCGAAAAGCUGAGGAGUCUAUCAAAAUUAAUAGGUCUUUUGAGGCCUUCUUCCUUAAAGCCUAUGCCCUGGCCGACUCUAGCCAGGAUCCAUCUUGUUCUGUAUCUGUUGUUUCACUGCUUGAAGAUGCUUUGAAGUGCCCUUCAGACAGACUGCGAAAAGGCCAGGCACUUAACAAUCUUGGAAGUGUAUAUGUAGACAGCGGGAAAUUAGAUUUGGCAGCUGAUUGCUACAUAAAUGCCCUUAAAAUCAGGCACACUAGAGCUCACCAGGGUCUUGCACGAGUCCAUUUUCUCAGAAAUGACAAGGCUGCUGCAUAUGAGGAAAUGACAAAACUGAUUGAGAAGGCCCGGAAUAAUGCAUCUGCUUAUGAAAAGAGGUCUGAGUACUGUGAUCGUGAACUUGCAAAAGCAGAUCUUGAGAUGGUCACAAAAUUAGAUCCACUUCGAGUGUACCCUUACAAAUAUCGAGCUGCAGUGUUGAUGGACAACCGCAAGGAGAAGGAAGCCAUAGCAGAACUAUCAAGGGCAAUUGCAUUCAAAGCAAACCUUCACCUUCUACACUUGAGAGCUGCAUUCUAUGAGCACAUUGGUGAUGUCUUGGGUGCCCUACGUGACUGUCGAGCUGCUCUCUCCGUCGACCCAAACCAUCAAGAAAUGUUGGAAUUUCACAGCCGUGUAAACAGCCAUGAACCCUGAAUCUGGAGGACAAACUAUGGCAUGCAAGAGAAAAAAAUGUGGUUCUUAUCAUCACCCUGUAUACUAUUCACUCCCCACCCUCAAUUUUUUUUUUCUCUCUUUAUUUUUCUUUGUAACUUAUGCUUUUCCAUUUUUGUAAUUUAAUUAAUUAAUGUGAAAGCAUCCAUGUUUCUUCCA